This is a messenger RNA of Linum tenue, 2935 nucleotides long. NCBI's taxonomy places the organism in Eukaryota, Viridiplantae, Streptophyta, Magnoliopsida, Malpighiales, Linaceae. The record is from the annotation of a GenBank genome assembly.
CCUUAGCCAAGGCCCAAAGUUGCAGCUUACUGCCGGCUCCUCCUCCGUCAACAUCGCUUCCGCCGUAGUCAGAUUCUCCUCCGUCCGUCGCAUCGAACUCAACAAAGCAGAUCUAACAUAGCCUUUAUCAAUAGGUUGAGCGAUCGCUGCAAAGCCAUUGUUAUUGUUUCUUUCAGGCUCCAGGGCUCGCUAUCACCAAAAGGUAUAUUUAUCACUUUCCCUCAUCCACCAGAUGUAGUCUGAAUAGUGAAUUGCGAGCUAAUGAUGUCUUCCCCGCAAAGUCGUUUACUUUGAGCUGCCAUGUCUUGUGGAUUGAUCAAAGUCUGAAGCUUUGGGGCAACUUGUAUUUUGGGUGUCUCUCUUUCCUUUAAGCGGCCAUGACAUGAGCUUCGAUUACCCUGAUUAUGUUGCAUCACCUUGUAUUAAUAGUUUAAUACAAUAAUGUGCACAACAUCUGGACUGCAAGAUCAUGAAAUUGGGGAAGGAAACUAACUAUUAGAGAAGCAGAUCCGGCUACAGGCUGUUCCUGGCCUGUUCUAUCUAUGCAUCGUUCCAGUGAAUGGCUUGCGAGAAAGGAGUAUCUGCGAGGGUUUGAGAUUGUGCAUGCAUCUCUACCUUGAUCUUGUCCAAGCUUGGGUUUCCUGGCUGCAAGGUCUCAGGACAUUUGACAACUUUGGAUGGCUGCUACUGAAGGGGAGGAGCACGAUCCAGGGAGGGAUGAGCUUGCUGACUCCCUCAAUGAUCUCUUCAUUAGCAUCUGCUCUAUGGUGAAAGGAGAGCUGCAGGGGACGAAUAAUUCUCUAGCACUUCUCGAGAAGUUGAACCUAAGAGUAGCUGAAGAGUACGAGAGCUUUGGAGAUCUGGCUUCGGGCCUGAAAGUUUUCGUCGAGCAGUUGAAGACUAAAAGCGGCAGCUUUGAUAUGUAUGUUCAACAGAUUGAUGCAAUAGAGCAGCAGGUGACUGAGUUUGAAGCUGUGAUCUCUAUGCUUGACAAAUACGUUUCUUUGUUAGAAUCCAAAGUGCAAUCUGUGUACCAGCAACAUCAUCCACCCUCUUAAGUCACCUAAAUUCUGUUUUCUGCUGUCAUUCUUUCAAUUUGUUCAAUUGAGCAGCAGCUAUUGCUCCCAGCACUACUACCAGUACUGCAACUCCGACGUUGCAAAAUCGAAUCGAUCAUGCUUCGAACUGUAACAUUCGGCAGAAAAUCACCCUCGUCGGCAUUCCUCGCCCCACAAGCACACGACUUGGAACUCUUCACAUGGUCACUGAUGCAGCCCUUACAGUAGCUCCGGAAACAGCAACUCUUCACGAACACUGCCUCUCUCAUUAUCCCUCUGCAUAAUGGGCAGUUAAGCUCCGCCGGCACACCCACCGUCGUCAAACCACUGCUCUUGCUGCCGCUGCUGCUGGUUGUUGUUGUCACGCUGGAAAACGAGGAGAUCCCUUCCAUUUGCCUGUUGAACUCGCUCUCGGCGGCUGCACUGGGAGCUGUCGGCAUUGGCCGCAUUCUCUUCCGGAGAUCGUAACUGGGAUCGCCGUUGGUCGGACAGUCCUGAAUGAAGUGGCCCUUUAUCCCACACCGGUGGCAGACGUAGCCGGUGGGAGGAGGCUGAGUAGAGUAAGGCGCUUUUCUCUUCCCCGUCGUAGUCAGAGUCGCCGCCGUCCACUUUGCCAGAGCAGGAGUAUUCACCAAAGCCUUGAUCCUGCUCUCCUCGUCUUUGUCAACUGCGGCAGGAGCAAUAUUACUCUUCUUCUGGGCAGCAAUAUUGUUCUUCUUCUUCUUCUUCUCUGUCGACGGCUUUGUCACUUGGGAAGGAAUAGCGUAGACAUCACCGCCAAAAUCAUCGAAGUCGAGAUCUUCGAUUCCACUGUUCGUCGUCGUCAUUACCGAAUCCGAAGCAGAGAGAGACUUGGUUUCUUGUUCUGCUGACUUUACUUCCUCCACCGCCGGCCGGAGAUCAAUCGUCGUCGUGUUGAGAGGUUGACGGCGGCGGUCUCCUGGGAUCCGCCGGAGUAAAACCGACGCUUUGUCGAAGAUCAGCGCGCUUUCGUCGGAGUAAGGGGUAUUGGUUUGGGGAUCAAUGAUGGAGAGAUCGUGAUCCGUACCCAAACAGCAACCGUUCCAGACACUGUUACGGCGCCUGGUUUCCUGCUGCGAUUUGGAUUUCGGAUCAGCAGAUCGAUCUUUGAAAUUGGCUUUGAAAAUCGCCAGUUUCAGAUCCCCGACGGUUACGUAAGGCCCCUGUAUUUGGAUCUCGGAAAAAUCCCUAGAACUCAGAAAUUUGUACCGCACCGUCGUAGUCAUCGUCGCCGCCAUUAUUUUAGGGUUUCCUUUUUUCACUCUCUAAACCAGAUUAUGCAGAAAUUAAAAUCAAGCUUUGGAACGAAGGUAUAGCGGAAAACACAGAGAACCAGAGACAGGUGUAAAUGAAUGAACGAAGAAUAAACAGGCGAUCGGAAACAAUGGCGAGAAUCUUUCGUUCAAGAGAUCAAUAAUAAUGAAAGUAAUCGAAGAGACGGACAAUUUACUUUCGACAAUCGGAGAAACGGGAAAUAACAAUUGUAAGCAAUUCUGUUGCGAACUCAGAGCAAUUACAAUUUAUUUUCAGAUCUCAAACUUUGAAUCUCGGAAGCGCCGGGGAUAUUGAUCUCCGUUGGGCUCCGAACGGCUUCUGAUCUUCUAUUGCCUUGCUUCAAGUCAACGUCGACGUCGCCGUUGGCUACCUCCGAUGAGAGAAACAGGAAGAACGCCGAUUGGGAGUGGAUCAGUUUCGCCGGAUCGAGACUGGGUAUGGUGAAAGAACUCGGCGGAAGUUUCUGGUAUUUAAAUAGAUGAACUGAUGAAGGCUGAGUCGGUUGGCUGGCCGAGUCUGACGCGGUUGCGUAACAAGGAAGCCAAACGAGGUUAGCCGUGGUCUCCCUGGAUUAGUAGCGG